AGGGUGUCCGAAUAGUUAGGUGCCUGCCACGCCAUAGGGCUCAUGAUCCUAUCUCGGCCGGCCACAAAGUGAUGGGGAUGCGAUAGGCACCGAUACGAACAAGCGAAACAAUAAACCCUCUGAUACAAACAUCAUUCCUUGAACAUAUCUUGAACACCCUCUCAACCGACACCAUGUCUCUCCAAAUCCUCGGCGCCUGCUUCGCCAACCUCAACGUGACGGUGCAGAUCGCCAACCUGGUGGACACGAGCGCGAACACGCUCACGCUGAACAUGCGCAAUGUCUACGAGAGCCUCCCCCAGACCUACCGGGGCGACAUGAAGACGCUAACCAUCCUGUUCCGCUACAGCGACUGGGACAAGAGCGUGUUCCUGUUCGCCCAGAACGAGAACACGGGCAAGUUCAAGAUCUACAACGCGGGCAAAGGCAAGAAGCUCGACUUUGUCGUGGAUAUCAGCUUGCUCCCAGCCAUCCGCGGGCGCACCAACCAGAUCUACGCCGCGUGCUAUGCUAGCCGCGCCAUCGCCGACCCGGCCGUGCUGGGCAAGCUCACGCACGCCAUGAACGAGAAGACGGCGUACCCGGUGGGCAACAGUUCGCUGGGCGGCGACCCCUGGAAGGGAAUCGACAAGUUCUUGAACGUGUACUACGGACCCAUCGUCAUGCCGGGGGAGAAGCUGGAUGCCAAUAAGCUUAUGCUGGUUGCGGCGAGGGAGUACCAGGAUUUGCAAUGGUCGUGAUGAAGGGCAGACUCUUUCUUUUGGGUUGGUGGGGUGGUUACGAGACGUGCCUAAUUUUCGCGGCUUUCUAGCCGAGGUUUCCCGCGGGAACUGGGCGAGGACC
Molecule: messenger RNA, 843 nt
Organism: Lasiosphaeria miniovina
Lineage: Eukaryota; Fungi; Ascomycota; Sordariomycetes; Sordariales; Lasiosphaeriaceae
Exons: 2
Coding region: 174-740 (188 amino acids)
Source: RefSeq, a predicted model, not a curated record